Messenger RNA from Dermacentor andersoni, 2028 nucleotides. RefSeq lists its product as uncharacterized. The record is from RefSeq and is a predicted model, not a curated record. Lineage: Eukaryota; Metazoa; Arthropoda; Arachnida; Ixodida; Ixodidae. Gene Ontology annotation, molecular function: RNA-DNA hybrid ribonuclease activity; nucleic acid binding.
AUGCUUCCAAGUCUCAACAACAAUGGCACUGUCGGCUGUGAGGGCCUCCUGCUGUCACAAGUUACCGCGGACUCCAUCGCGGAUGUGGUCUCCACGCUGGAAGAGGCCAAGGCCUGCGGUGACGCCGUGCUCCUGGUGCUUAUCGAUAUCAAGGGGGCCUUCGAUGGCCUGCCCCACCCAGUCGUUCAGCAGGCCCUGGACCUACUUGGCAUCAACGGGAAUCUGCGGCGGUUCAUCUCGUCGUUCCUGGAGGAACGCACCCUCAGGGUACGAGUGGGCCGAUCGAGGAGCUCCCCUCGGCCGGUGGCAGCGGGCGUCCCACAAGGGUCAGUGGUGAGCCCCUUCCUGUUCAACCUGGCCCUGGCCCGGCUUCCUGCUGCCCUGCCGAUCGACACCGACUAUCCGCGCACGCUCGGCCCUGCAAAGAGCUCUCUGAGCAGCAUUGGCGUCCAGCUACCCUGGAGCACUGCGGUGACGUACCUGGGGCUGCGCAUUGAUCACCGACUGUCCUGGCUGCCUGCUGUCAAGAUCCUGCAUGUGCAGGUCCUCCGGGUCCGCAAGGCAGUCUCCCAGCUUCUUGCCCGAGGACAGGGCUGUACCACUGGGUGGGCACUGCGGCUGUACGAUGCAGCAGCUACCUCACGCCUGCGGUACGCCCUCCCACUCGUGGCACUACCACCCGCCCGUCUCAAGAAGCUGGAGCUGCAGCAUCGGGCCGCGAUUAGGCUCUGCCUGGGCGCUCCCCGCAGCUCCCAAGUCGCUGCAACCUUGGCCGAGGCGGGAGCAUGGCCCCUGUCACUCCUCCUCCUGCAGCAGGGGCUACGCCAUGUUGACCGCCUCCACCAUGGACCAGACGGCAGUGCCCUGCUCUCCCGACUGCGCUCGCGGCCCCAUUCACAGAUGGGCAGACUCUGUGGGCUGUACGAGGAGGUGAUCGGGAGGCCUCCAGCGAACAACGCACAGCUGCCUCCUCCCCAGAGACCACCCAUACCCAUCACCACAGAGCUGCCCGGCGUUUCCAAACGGCGCUCCCCGACUUGUGCCCUUCAACAGACGGCUGCCUCCCUCCUGCAUGAGGACCACGGAGGAAACCUGCAGAUCUACGUUGACGGCUCGGUGAUGCCAGACACAGGCUCGUCGACUGCGGCCUGCGUGGUGCCCGCUUUGCGGAAGAGCAAGCAGUGUCGCCUCCCCGACCAUGCGACGUCAACAGCGGCAGAGGUAGCAGGCCUUCACCUGGCUGUGGACUUACUCGCAGAGGAGCUGCCGGUGACCCCAGUGACCAUCUACUGCGACUCCAAGGCGGCACUUCUCAGCCUGCAGAGGCCAGAAAGGGCCAGCCUCGGGGUUGCCCUGCUCUCGACAAGGCUGAUGGCGCUCCAGGAGGCGGGCUGCUCAGUGUCCCUGCACUGGCUUCCAGCCCACGUAGGGAUACCGGGCAACGAGGAAGCAGAUGCACUGGCAAAGCGUGCCCACCACUGCGUGGUCCCGCCCAGCCUGGCUGUGACAGCCAAUGAUUUCACAAGCCACAGGCUUCGGCGCCAUCUGCUGGCCUGCCAUCCGGACAAGCGGACGUCCUUGGGCCGCCCUCCGCGACCACUUCCACAGCGCGGCCUCGCACGCAGGGAGACCUCCCUCCUUCUGCGACUGUGGAUUGGCUGCUGUUGGACGGGUGCUCGCCGCCACCGUCAUGGCCUCAUCGCCUCUCCAACCUGUGCCUCCUGUGGGGAGCCCGAGACCCUGGAGCACCUCCUACUGGCCUGCCCUGCUUACCUACAGCAGCGUGACCGUCUCCUGCAGGAGUUCCGAUGCCUGGGGCUUCCUUCUGCACGGCAGGAAGACAUCCUCUUCCCUGGUCGUAGCGAGCUACCAGCCCUCCUAAGUGUCGUCGAGCUACUCGACCUGCCCCAAUCAUCUGGCUCCUGCUGGAUCACCACCCCCUGGCCUUUCACCCGAUCACCACUCCUACCGGACCCAAUGGGCCCUUCCUGCCGGACUGCUCAGCCGCUGCCCAUGGCGUCACUUUAA